CACCCGGCCCUAUUGCUUGGCUCUCGCUGCACUGGAUCAAAGAUGGAGGGUGCCGACCCGCCUCUCCUUCGGUAUGCCGCUCAGCCCGACGUAGUAUUAUCUCAGGAGAGAGAUCUAUACUACGCGAACACGUUACUAGGUGAAGGUACAUCGGAGCUGGCCGAGACGCUGUUGGGAGCUCGCAGGGUGAUGAUACUCGCCCCCGAACUGAGGGCGCUUGCGUCUUGUCUAUACUUCGGCCUCACUAACCUUGCAGGCAAGCAAACUCUUGGUCAGGAGUACUGCGGUAUUGAUCUGGUUCUCUCAGGCCGGGGCGGCGGCAGGGAGUCUUCCCCUCUCCCCAGGAGGCCGUUGCAAGCGUACACGUUUCUCCGCGUGGCUGUGCCGUAUCUCCAGGAACGUAUGCGGGAGGGCUGGCACGGGCUACGAUCCCUGAGGGAUCCCUUCGGGAGCGGCGGUGCAGCCGCUUCCCUGGCAGCGGCCCGCGCCAGAGCGCGCGCUCGGGCGGCUGUGGCACCGCCGGUCGGCAUUGCCGUUUCCUCGGGGUCCGGCGAAACGGCAGCCGACAGGGCGGGGUCGUCGGAGGAAGAGGAGGAGAAUGUGGUACCGACGGAAGCAGCGAUUGACGUUUCUUCCGGCGAAAGUGGCGGCGGGGCACGAGCACCGCCGCUCGCGUCGCGAAGUGCCCGCUCGUCGCCGCCACCCGUGGUGUCGUUUUUGCGGCGGGUCCUCUCCUGGGCAAGACGAAGACGACCCGCGAUGUCGGGGGUGCUGGAGUGGGCCCUGCGGUUGCACCUGGCCGCGUUUUACUUCGACGGGCGGUUCGCGAACGUGGGCAUGAGAACCGUCGGCGCGAGGCUCGCGUACGCUCGGCCGGAACAGGAAGCGCCGCGCGCGCGCUACGCGGUGUUAGGGCUGCUCCUGCUGCUGCAGGCGGCGGCGGAGGCUGCCACGGCGAGUGCCGAGACAGCGGAGCGAUGGAGGGCCACCGCGAGAGCGGCGUUGUCGGAGAGGUUUCCGAGGAGCACGGAGACGGAAGCGGCCUGCGGAGAGGAAGGGGGCCCUAGCGACCUUGGGGAGGGAGUUGGCGAUACGGCGCUGCCGCCGCGAGUGCCGGCCGCCAAGCGAGGGAGGACCCCGGCGGACGUAGCCCUGUUUCCUCCAUCCCGCCGACGCUGCUCCCUCUGCAUGUCAAACAGGGAGAACGUUGCGGCCACCCCAUGCGGACACCUGUUCUGUUGGGAGUGCAUCGUGGGGUGGUGCCAGACGAACCCGGAGUGCCCGUUGUGUAGGCAGCCCGUUGCGCCUCAGUCGAUCGUGUGCUUGUACCAGUACGCGUGAGAGGAUGGGACGCGGGUCGGCCGCUUUGGCAGGGGCACCAAAUUGAGGCCGGUAGGCCAGCCUUUUUGUGUACAACGACGUCAACGUCGAAGAAUAGCGGGAGGAUUUCUCGUAAAUGUUUCUUUCUUUGUCUUCAUCCUGUCUAUUCGGGGCGCCAGUCUACACUUAAUACAUUGUGGUUGAAGCACUAGCCGGGGCCACCACAGGAGGGAUUAUCUGCCCUUCCAACCACUUAGCAUGCCCGAGAAAUCUGAACCUUCGGAAGACCCUUUGUCGGAACGGCAUGAACACCGCAAACCUUCAAUCACGCGAGAGACGCACGCCCUGAGACUUCCUUUUAUAUAUUUUCUUUCGGCGAAACACUAGAUAGCAAUCGUUUCCAAGGGUCACAAAGCUCGUCCAACAAGCAAGGCCAACCACCGGGGAAGCGUCUCUCUCACCCUCCUGGCUGGAGCCAACCUCCCCACUCCUCGUAUCCUAGCAACGCAAAGAUCAAAGUCUAAUCAAUUUCGUCCCCCAAGCAGGCAUGACAAUGAAUAUGACAACGUGCAUUCCGAGAAUUAACAACACACACCGACGCAAAACGCGUUUCACAAACGCCACUCUUCCUCUAGGCAAACGCCGGAACCGGCCGUGUCUACUGCAAGGUAUUUCCUCACUACGACCGGGUGCGUGUGAAAAACCACGUAGGUU
This is a messenger RNA of Ectocarpus siliculosus, 2034 nucleotides long. Lineage: Eukaryota; Phaeophyceae; Ectocarpales; Ectocarpaceae. The record is from the annotation of a GenBank genome assembly.